Messenger RNA from Panicum virgatum (switchgrass), 943 nucleotides. Its product is annotated as iron-sulfur cluster assembly protein 1-like. The coding region runs from base 125 to 634 and encodes 169 amino acids. Gene Ontology annotation, biological process: intracellular iron ion homeostasis; iron-sulfur cluster assembly. The transcript has 3 exons. Lineage: Eukaryota; Viridiplantae; Streptophyta; Magnoliopsida; Poales; Poaceae. Gene Ontology annotation, molecular function: 2 iron, 2 sulfur cluster binding; ferrous iron binding. The record is from RefSeq and is a predicted model, not a curated record. Gene Ontology annotation, cellular component: cytoplasm; mitochondrial matrix.
AUUUGCAGACUGAGACACGAAGGACCCGGAGAGGCGAAGACAGACGGAACAUAGAGAACAGGAGGGGAAUCGAGAUUCGAGAGGGAAUCAGCGCCUCGUCUCCGCUCCAAACUUAUCGGCGGUGAUGCUGCGCGUGGCGGGCAAGAGGCUCCUCGGCGCCGCGUCCGGCGUCAGAGGCGGUGAGGCGGCGCCCGCGGUGGCAGCUGCUGCUGCUGCUGGGGCGGCGAGGCGGGGGUACCACGAGCGGGUGGUGGACCACUACAACAACCCGCGCAACGUGGGGGCCUUCGACAAGGACGACGCGGGCGUCGGCACGGGGAUCGUCGGCGCGCCGGCGUGCGGGGACGUCAUGAAGCUGCAGAUCCGCGUCGACGAGGGGUCCGGCAGGAUCGUCGACGCGCGCUUCAAGACCUUCGGGUGCGGCUCCGCCAUCGCGUCCUCCUCCGUCGCUACUGAGUGGGUUAAGGGCAAGCAAAUGGAGGAAGUAGUCACAAUCAAGAACACUGAUAUUGCAAAGCACCUGUCUCUUCCACCGGUGAAGCUCCACUGCAGCAUGCUCGCUGAGGAUGCGAUCAAAGCCGCCGUGAAGGACUACGAAGCAAAGAAGGGGAAGCUGGCCAAGGCAGACGAGUAGGAACACGAACACCCCACAAGAGCGUGGCCACCUCGCUGACUAGCGCUCUGGCAGAGUACUUUGCAGUGAGGGGCUUCAUGUGCUCGAUCGGCGUGUAUGAUCAUUUCUGCUAGCGAAAGAACAUGUAUAUAAACAAGAAGGGGAUGGUGUUUGCAUUGGUGGUUUCAUCGAAAUAAGUGAACCUUCUGUCGUGCAACAGCGGGGUAGUGAUACAUAUAGUAUGUAAUGUAUGUACCUCUUGUAACAUGUAUUGUACUGCGUGAGCUUCACAUAUGUGCUAAAUUAGUAAUUAUCUUCUCAGCUGCGCUA